This is a messenger RNA of Callithrix jacchus (white-tufted-ear marmoset), 4466 nucleotides long. RefSeq names its product paralemmin 3 (gene PALM3). Lineage: Eukaryota; Metazoa; Chordata; Mammalia; Primates; Cebidae. The record is from RefSeq and is a predicted model, not a curated record. Gene Ontology annotation, cellular component: membrane. Gene Ontology annotation, biological process: regulation of cell shape; negative regulation of cytokine-mediated signaling pathway; Toll signaling pathway.
UCUGACACCAGGCUGGAGUGCAGUGGCGCAAUCUCGGCUCACUGCAACCUCUGCCUCCCGGUUCCAGUGAUUCUUUCACCUCAGCCUCCCAAGUAGCUGGUACUACAGGCUCACACCACCACGCCCAGCUAAUGUUUGUACUUUAGUAGAGAUGGGGUGUCACCAUGUUGGCCAGGAUGGUCUCAAUCUCUUGAUCUCGUGAUUUGCUUGCCUUGGCUUUCCAAAGUGCUGGGAUUACAGGUGUGAGCCACUAUUAUUUUUUGAGACGGAGUCUUGCUCUGUUGCCCAGGCUGGAGUGCAGUGGCGCUAUCUCGGCUCACUGCAACCUUUGCCUUCCAGCUUCAAGUGAUUCUCCUGCCUCAGCCUCCUGAGUAGCUGGGACGUGUUAGCCAGGAUGGCCCCGAUCUCCUGACUUCGCAGGCGCAGUGGCUCAUGCCUGUAAUCCCAGCACUUUGGGAGGCUGACGCGGGCAGAUCACCUGAGGUUGGGAGAUCAAGACCAGCCUAGCCAACAUAGUGAAACCCCAUCUGUACAAAAAUACAACAGUUAGCCAGGCAUGAUGGCAGGUGCCUGUAAUCCCAGCUACUUGGGAGGCCGAGGCAGGAAAAUUGCUUGAUCCCGGGAGGUGAAGGUUGCAGUGAGCCGAGAUUGCACCAUUGCACUCCAGCCUGAGUGACAGAGGGAGACUCCAUCUAAAAAAAAAAAAAAAAAAAAAAAGAUAAAAAUCCAGAAUAGGUAAAUCCAUAGAGACAGACACAGACUGGUGGUUGCCAGGGACAGGAGGCAGGGGAAGGAGUAGUGACCUCAUCCCUUUGGGUGGAUGAAAAUGUUCGGAACCAGACAGUGGUGAGAAUUGUGAAUGCACUAAAUGUCACUAAUGGUAAAUUUUGUUAUGUGUGUUUUACCAUGAUGAAAAAGUAAUUUUAGAAAAUGGGCCAAGCAAGGUGGCACAUGCCUAUAAUCCCAGCACUUUGGGAGGCAGAGGCAGGCAGAUCACCUGAGGUCAGGAGUUUGAGAACAGCCUGACCAACAUGGAAAAACCCUUUCUCUACUAAAAAUACAAAAUUAGCUGGGCAUGGUAGCGCGUGCCUGUAAUCCCAGCUACUCGGGAGGCGGAGACAGGAGAAUCACUUAAACCCGGGAGGCAGAGGUUGUGGUGAGCCAAGAUCGUGCCACUGCAUUCCAGCCUGGGCAAUAAGAGCUUGAACCUGGGAGGUGGAGGUUGCGGUGAGCUGAGAUGGUGCCAUUACACUCCAGCCUGGGCAAUAAGACCGAAACUCCAUCUCAAAAAAAAAAAAAAAGUUCUCCACCAGCUACGGUGGCUCAUGCCUGUAAUUCCAGCACUUUGAGAGGCCAAGAUGGGAGGAUGGCUUGAGCCCCAGAGUCUGAAAUUGCAGUGAGCUAUAACUGCACAACUACAUUUCAGCCUGGGCAACAGAGCGAGACCCCCACCUCUAAAAAAAUAGAGGAGUAUCCAGCCUGUGUGCUGUGCAAUAGUGCUCACAUGUUGGUGAGACUUGGCUGGCAGUCAGACUCAAGAUGAUAGGGGUGCCAAGUAGAAAUGCCAUUCUCUGGUGGCAGGGGGAGUCACCAACUCAGCAAUCUCGCCCCCAUGCCGGACCACGACUGUGAGAAAGCGUGUUUUCCGGGAGGCAGCCGAGUGCAACAAAGAGGCCAGAGGCUGGUGAAUAAUUUAUCAGGACAGCUGAUAGUACCUCCCCAGAACUGCCCUCCGGCCCCCAGCCCCCCUCUCUGGUGUGCCUCCCGCCUCCCUGCCCCAAACCCGCUGGACCAGCUCUCCCGGUGCCCGCCUGCUGCCCCCCCCCCCCACUCCAGGCAGCCAAGUCAUAGCCUCCGGGGCACCUUCAGGAAAGCGGGUGGUGGGUCCAGAAUUUGGAGACCAGAAAGUGAACUUCUGGGCAGAGAUGGCCCUGCAGAGUCAGGUGUGGUCUCCAGCCACACCCAUGCCUAUGGCGGAGAGCUCCCUCUACCGGCAGCGGCUAGAAGUCAUCGCUGAGAAGCGGCGGCUGCAGGAGGAGAUCCGCGCCGCGCGCCGGGAGCUGGAGGAGGAGAAACUCCGCGUGGAGCGGCUCAAGAGGAAGUCUCUUCGGGAACGUUGGCUAAUGGACGGGGCAGCUGCAGAGCCAGAGCCGUCGGAGGACCCCACCUCGAAGGACCCCCAGUCACCGGAGGGCCAGGCUCAGGCCCGAAUCCGGAACCUGGAAGACAGUUUAUUCACACUCCAGUCCCAGCUGCAGCUGUUGCAAAGUGCUUCCACCGGUGCCCAACACAAGCCCUCGGGCAGGCCCAGCUGGCGAAGACAGGGUCACCGUCCUCUCUCCCAGCCCAUCAUCGAGGCAGGUUCUGCAGGCCAGACUGAUCUGAACAAGAGAACCUCCCUGCCAGCCGGACUAGUGGGCACGCCGCCAGAGUCCCCCUCUGAGCCCAGGGAGGAUGUCUUGGGGUUUCUGCCAGCCCCAAGGCAGGUCCCCAGGGCAGCAGGGGACUCCUCAGAAGCCAAUGGCCCCUGUCCCGGUCUGAGCCCCGCUCCAGAGCAGGGGCCAGGUCAGAGGGCAGCGCCAUCCCAAGGGCAGGUGGCCGAGGCCAAAGGAGGGGGCAUGGUGAGUGUGGUGUGGGAGGGGCUGAGGGCCACGGAGGACUGUGCCACAGGGGCCACGGGCCCCGAGCUGGAGGCUAAGGUGGAGGAAGUGGUGCUGGAAGCCAUCGGAGACAGGAAGAGAGCUGGCAGCCUGGAGCUCCCAGGCUGGGUGAAGGAGGACAGGGGCAUUGUGGAGGUGGUCUGGGAGGGGGUGGGCGGCAGCAACACAGAGGCCAUGGGGGAGGUAGGCAGGGUCCCCGAGGCCUUGCAGACCAGCUUGCCUAGGCUUCAGGAGAGAUUAGAGGUGGCAGCUUCCAGAGAAGGGGAAGAUGUUCCCAGGGGCAGCCCUGAGGGUGAUGGGCUGAGGGGCUCUGGAGGAGAGGAGGGGUCCUUCAUUUGGGUGGAGAGAGUGACCCUCAGCGAGGAGUGGGAGGAGCUGCUGGUGGAAGGUUUGGAAGGGCCAGUGGUGGCAGGGAGGGAGGGAAGCGAUGAGAGUCCGUCAGGCGCUCAGGGGGCUGUGACAGGAGGAGGCGAGGAGUCCUGGGAGGCAGAGAAGAGGAAAGCGGAAGAAUCCAUGGGCAUAGCAAGUGAGGAAAAGCCAGAGACAGACAGGGAGGGAGCGGAGAUGUUGCCGGUGGUAGAGAGGAAAGGAGAGGAGUGGAAGUUGGAGCUGGAGAGCAGAGGAGGUGCAGAAAAGCUGGGGACAGAGAGGGAAGGAGUGGAGGAACCACUGGGCGUAGAGAAAAAAGAGGUUGAGGGAGAUUGGAGGACAGAGAAGGAAGGAGGUGAGGAAGAGCGAGGGGCACAGGAGGAGGAGGCAGAAGCACCACGGAGAGUAGAGAAGAAAAGAGGUGAGGAAGGGCCAGAGGCAAGCGAAGAACCACUGCAGGCAGAGAGAAAGGGAGAGGAGGAACCACUGCAGGCAGAGAGAAGGGGAGGGGAGGAACCACUGCAGGCAGAGAGAAGGGGAGGGGAGGAACCACUGGAGGCAGAGAGAAGGGGAGGGGAGGAACCACUGGAGGCAGAGAGAAGGGGAGGGGAGGAACCACUGGAGGCAGAGAGAAGGGGAGGGGAGGAACCACUGGAGGCAGAGAGAAGGGGAGGGGAGGAACCACUGCAGGCAGAGAGAAGGGGAGGGGAGGAACCACUGCAGGCAGAGAGAAGGGGAGGGGAGGAACCACUGGAGGCAGAGAAGACCCAAGGGGUCAAGGAAGGUCUGAGUCUAGAGCGACAGGAGUCCAGGGAAGGAAGUGAAUCCCAGGCAGAGGAGGGGAGUGAGGCAGGGACUCCCCUCGAGGCUAACACGGAGACACGGCCAGAGGAGGAAGGACCUCAGCCUCAGGAGAAGCCGGUAGGAGCCCUGGAGGAGGGAGUGAAGUCGAAAACCGCUGCUGAGGGCCAAGUCCCCUUGGGGGAUGCCACACCCCUUCUGGCUGAGACCCCAGCCCCAGAACAGCAUGCUGAAUGCCAGCCACUGCUUCGGGGAGAGGGGCCCAGCGCCAACCCCAGUGCCCACCCUGUGCCCACCUAUGCACUUGCCCGGCUGCAUGAGGCAUCUGCCCCCACCGAGAGUGAAGAGGCCAGUGGCCCUAAGCAAAAGACGUGCCAGUGUUGUGCGGUCAUGUGAGCCCGUGCCCCUCCACCCCACAUCCAGCUCCUCUCUCAGCUACCUCGGCCUCUUGGCACCCAGAAGAAGAUCCCAGGCGCAGACAGGGCACCACAGGACUGGCCAUGGCACCUGGGAGCCAGCUAGCCCGAACAUCCACCUACACCUGGGCUUCCGGACCCCUUGCCCAUUGCCUGUGACCCUGGCCGCCUCCUGCAAUGAAGCCUUUAUACUUGAAAAUAAAAGGUGAAAGCACUCAGA